UAAAAGGGGAUAUAAGUAUAGUUGUAAAGAACCAUCAUCAGCUGAUCAGUGUCCAGCAGUACACACGCAGCACCCUGUUCUCCGCACCGUAAAGGCUGCUGCUCUGCUGGCACACGGCGGGGCGGACUGGCCCUUUAAGAAGGAUAAAGACUACUCCGCACGAGCCGAGCGCAUCGAUGCCGCGCUUUGCAUUUUAUCGGUAAUUCACACUGGUGCUGCAGGGAUAAUUCAACACCACCGUGAUUUAUAAAGGCCAAUGCAUAUGACUUAAGUGUACUUCAACGUUUUAAGUGGCAGGAGGAGAAAUGUGACGCUGUGCCCAGCCGGUUUGCUCUCCGGUGCGUAAUUGAUUCGAGUGGAGAAUUUUGAGCUGCAGCACUAAUUUAGGCACAGUCCGGAUCCUCCACAGGGCCCUUGUUUGAGGGAGGGGAAGACUGCUGGUUUUGAACUUCCUACCUUUGUUGUUUUCAGGACAUCCUGAACACCAGCCAGGCAGUGCCCCCUCAUCUUACCCCAGAGAGCUUCGCUUAAAAGAUAAAAAUAAUAAUGGAAGACAAACGCAAAAAGCGGAGCCCAAAGGUGUCUCUUCCCCAGCCCCCUCCUCCCCCCAUCAACCCCCGCAAACUCACCGUCCUGCCAGCCAGCAAAAGUGCCACCUUCUCUCUCGGCCUGCCGCAGCCCCCCUCCCCCAAGAACAGAGGCAAGUUUAAGCGGUCCAUAGGAGCACCAGGACAGCCCAAAGAGGUGUUCACAGCCGUCGUAGCUCCACCAAAGACCACCAGGCCCCACAAAGAGAAGCCCAGGCCCCCCCAGCCUGCAGGACCCAGCAAAGUAGUCCAGUCUUCCCCCCUGCAGCACUCCUUUCUCACCGAUGUCUCAGACGUGAGAGAGAUGGAGGGAGGCCUCCUCAACCUCCUCAACGACUUCCACUCAGGCAAACUACAGGCUUUUGGUAAGGUGUGCUCCUUUGAGCAGCUGGAGCAUGUGCGUGAGAUGCAGGAGAAGCUGGCACGGCUGCACUUCAGCCUCGACAGCCACGUGGAGGAGCUUUCGGAGGACCAGAGGAAGUGCGCCUCUGACCACAACCUGGAGCACCUGCUCUGUAACCUGGAGGAGCUCAGCACCUCAAUACAAAAGCUCCACUUGGCUGAGAACCAGGACCUGCCCAAGACAUCUGGUCCCUGACAAAGUGAGGUGCGGAGGACGGCAACCACACACUCAUCUUCUCCCAACAUCUAACCAGUCCAGGUUGCCAUGGCAUUAAUCCAGCUGCCUUAGUAACAGAACGGAAAGAUCCACAGGAGGAGGGGCCAUUUUUCCAUUUGGUCAGCGAAGCCGAGGGAACAAUACAGUAAAGCAUGCAGAGCAUUAAAUGAACACUCAACCAAAAUCAUAAACCCCUCAUUCAUGGCACAAGAAAUGAUCAGAGGGUUUACUGAACAGUUGUGUUAGAGGAAAUAUGUUGUUUUAAAGUUUUCAGCAUGGUCUUGGCUCCAGUUAUUAGUUACAUCAUUUGGUAACAAAUAACUGAAUCCAGGUGUAGUCUUUGCUUCUCUAUUUGUGUUCACAAAAAAGCACAUUUCAUGACAGUUUAAGAACUAGAAUUUCAUAUUAUGGCUUGUCUUUUGCAUAAUUUCAGAAGGUAUUUGUCUCUGUUAGCAAAGGUAAGAAUUUGCCAUUCUUGAGUAGCAAAGAUAUUUGGCCCUUGUCGACAAUGCCACUGUGGUUAGCUCAGAACUUUUUAAAAGGGAGUUUUCACUUUUGCUAUUAUUCUGAAUACACUCCCUCAUUUUUAUAUCUUUGCUCUUAAAGUUUAAUACUGGAAAACAGACUGGAUUUAAUAAACGCAGGGUGAACAUUUGUUAUAACUGUGCAUUUUAAAGGGACUAUGUGAGGAGACCUAAUGUACAAAAUGUAUGUUUGAUUAACUUACAUAUGGUUUAUGGUUACAAUGGUUUAUUUGUUUUGCCAAUGUGCAGUCCUACUGUAUUUGUUGACACUGAUGGUUUAACAUAACUUGAGUUGGAGGAUUUUGUCAGUGCUUUAUCAGGAUUGCCUUUAGACUUUGUUUUUGUGAAGGCCCAGUAGCAGCAUCCCUCCAAGUGCAAGCUAGUCCAUCCUGCUACUGCAAUGCUGUAAAAUCACUUACUGUAACAUGUAGGUCACAGGGACUCCGUCCAGUCUGACAUUCACUUGUCUCUCAUUACACUUUGUUGGACAGCACAUCCACAGAGUAAUGCAGCUGGCAAAAUCUCUGUACAGUACAAUUUCAAAAUGGCAGCUACUUUCAUAGUUAAAAGUUUAGGCGGGGGAAAUUAUGAUUUGCAUUGUAUUUAAUUCCAAACUUGGUAGCGAUGUACCUUGGCCAUAAUAUUCAAUCCCUGAAAAGCCAAUUAAAAUCAUAUUAGUGAUCAAUCUGAAACAUCAAAGCAUGUCAAAACAUUGGUGCAUUCAAUGAAAUGUAAUAUAAGUCUUUUUUACUGCUUGCUAAGCCUACCUCUUUUCUAAGGCCUUGACCUGGAUCGCCUCUACAGUGACAUAAUACAUUUCUUAUUCUGGUUACUCUGUCAGAUCCUUCACAGUAGGGCCGCAACUAACAAUUAUUUUCAUUAUCGAUUAAUCUGCAGAUUAUUUUCUUGAUUCAUCAGAAAAUACUGAAAAAUAUACAUCCCAGUUUCCAAGGCGAUGUUUUCAAAUGUUUUGUUUUGUCCAACCAACAUUCCUAAACCCAAAGAUAUUCAGUUUACAAUUAUAUAAAACUGAGAAUUUGGGCAUUAUUUUCUUUAAAAAAAACUUUAAACAAGUAAUACAUUUUCAAAAUAGUUGCAGAUUAAUGUUGACUAAUCGUUGCAGCUCUACUUCACAGUCUGCUAUUUUCUGUUAUUUUACAUACAUAAGAGGGGCAAACCAUUAGCUUUACAGUCAAAACAGAAAACAAGAAUCCCAUGUGUAUUCAGUAAAUGCACCCAUUAAUAAAGGUAUUAGGUAACUUAAAAGGCAUAUAAUGUGUGUUUCUUGGAUUUCAUUUUGAAAAACAGUAAAAUGUAACUGACAAGUUUAGACAUGAAUAGCUGUGGUCAAUUCCCUUUUACCCCAUUUCCAGUCCCAUUAAAAUUUGAAUGAGGCACCUGGAAGUUAGCGUUACAGAAAUAAAACACUUUAUUUAUA
Siniperca chuatsi (mandarin fish) is the source of this 3168-nucleotide messenger RNA. It is a transcript of the gene ccdc28b, whose product is annotated as coiled-coil domain containing 28B. The record is from RefSeq and is a predicted model, not a curated record. The transcript is spliced from 6 exons. Lineage: Eukaryota; Metazoa; Chordata; Actinopteri; Centrarchiformes; Sinipercidae. The coding region runs from base 547 to 1185 and encodes 212 amino acids.